Molecule: messenger RNA, 4917 nt
Organism: Ictalurus punctatus (channel catfish)
Lineage: Eukaryota; Metazoa; Chordata; Actinopteri; Siluriformes; Ictaluridae
Gene: wnt3
Product: wingless-type MMTV integration site family, member 3
Exons: 4
Coding region: 431-1504 (357 amino acids)
Biological process (GO): neuron differentiation; canonical Wnt signaling pathway; cell fate commitment
Cellular component (GO): extracellular region
Molecular function (GO): cytokine activity; frizzled binding
Source: RefSeq, a predicted model, not a curated record
UCUCUCUCUCUCUCUCUCUCUCUCUCUCUCUCUCUCACUAAUAUUGGCCCUGUAGAUGAGACAUCCUGAGGGGGAAAAAAAAAGUGGGGAGAGAAAAAGAUAUGUACCUUAGGGAAGAAGCUCAGAGAGAGGGAGGGAUAGAGACGACGGGUAGGAGCGUGUGUGAGUGCGUGAGACAUUUACUCCUCUAACUACUGGAAGACCAACACACUUUCCUCUUCUGACUUUUCUUUUUUUUUUUUUUUUUUUUUUAAAUAAGAUAAAUUAACAGAAAAUAAAUCCAGUGGAUUUUUUUUUUUCUUCCCCCCAUUCCUCAUUUUAUUUCAAAAUUUCUAACCAGAUCUACAGGGGACUUCGUAUUCCGUCCCCUCGCUGGAAAUCCUAUGUUCUGAUCAAUAGACAUUUCCGUCCACACAAGAAGACAUACCUCAUGGAUUUGUACCUUGUUGGAUAUCUACAUCUUCUGUGCAUGUGGUUGUCCAGCUCUCGGGUGCUCGGAGGCUAUCCCAUCUGGUGGUCCCUAGCUCUGGGGCAACAGUACUCAUCUCUGGGCUCUCAGCCCAUCCUGUGCGGCUCCAUCCCUGGUCUAGUGCCCAAGCAGUUGCGCUUCUGCCGCAACUACAUCGAGAUCAUGCCCAGCGUUGCUGAAGGGGUGAAACUGGGCAUCCAGGAGUGCCAGCACCAGUUCCGCGGUCGCAGAUGGAACUGCACCACCAUAAAGGACAACCUAGCCAUCUUCGGCCCUGUGCUUGACAAAGCCACUAGAGAGUCUGCCUUUGUCCAUGCAAUUGCCUCUGCUGGUGUGGCAUUUGCAGUGACUCGCUCCUGCGCGGAAGGAACCUCCACCAUGUGCGGCUGUGAUUCCCACCAUAAAGGACCACCAGGUGAGGGCUGGAAGUGGGGUGGCUGUAGCGAGGACGCCGAAUUCGGGGUUCUCGUAUCGCGAGAGUUUGCUGACGCCAGGGAAAACCGGCCAGACGCCCGUUCCGCCAUGAACCGGCACAACAAUGAAGCUGGACGAAUGACCAUCCUGGAGAACAUGCACCUGCGCUGUAAGUGCCAUGGCUUGUCAGGGAGCUGUGAAGUGAAGACCUGCUGGUGGGCGCAGCCCGACUUCCGCUUGCUGGGCGACUACCUGAAGGACAAGUACGACAGCGCGUCUGAGAUGGUAGUGGAAAAACACCGCGAGUCCCGGGGCUGGGUGGAGACACUGCGAGCCAAGUACGCCUUCUUCAAGCACCCCACCGAGAGAGACCUAGUCUACUACGAGGGCUCGCCCAACUUCUGCGAGCCGAACCCGGAGACUGGCUCGUUCGGCACACGCGACCGCGCCUGCAACGUGUCGUCUCACGGCAUCGAGGGCUGCGAUCUUCUCUGCUGCGGCCGCGGCCACAACACGCGGACUGAAAAGCGCAAAGAGAAGUGCCACUGUAUCUUCCACUGGUGCUGCUACGUCAGCUGCCAGGAGUGCGUACGAGUCUACGACGUACACACGUGCAAAUGAGGAGCAGCGAAAAGUGCAGGGGUGGCAAGGAACGAACUAAAGACUGCAAGAGAUAGGACUGAGUAGCCUAUGCGUGUACACACACACACACACACACACACACACACACACACACUUACUCACAAGAUUGUAUUGAAUACAGAACACACACCAUGGGUAGUGGCACUUUGGUACCUGAACUUUUAAUAUCCUUUAAUAACAGUCGAGCCUCUUUUCUGGGAGAAUUAGCUACCAUGUGAUUACCACUAUCAUUCCUGAUGCAUUCCUUUUUUUUUAAUUUUUUUAUUUUAUUUUAUUUAUUUCAGCUGUGGUGUGUGAAAAGAGUGUAGCACAUUAUUACCUGAACCCUCAAUGUCUUCUGGUGUCACUCUACCCGUCACUCUAGCUCUCUGAUCGUCUCUCCUCAAGGCCUGGUGGCUGAAACCGUAUCUGCCCAACACAUUCUCACACUACGCAGACAUGAACAGAGCUGGAGGGGGCUGGUGAGAGAAGAAAGGGGUGAAGGAGGGAGCGCGCUUACUUAACUACUGAUCAUUCGAAGCCUGAAGUGCAUCUGACGGCUGGGGUUUUUAAUCCCGAAUAGACUACUGAUACUGACGUAAUCCUCAUGCUUUCCCUAAUGUCUUCCCUGACCCUGCACAGGUGCACCAGUUAAAGGAGCACUCCAGCGUUUUUCAACACAAUGACCAUCUGUGACGUACGUGUAAUUACCACAUACGAGAAUUUCAAGACAUUUCUCUUCACACAGAAAAGUACAGAAAACUUACCAAACAGAAGUCUUGGGGCAGUUGUUGAAUUCCGUCAGUCAAUGACUACGUUUACAUGGACAGCAGUAAUCUAAUUAUUGACAGUAUUCUGUAUUAAGGUGUUUACAUGAGUCGCUUUUAGAAUACUCCUUUCAUGUUCCUGUUUUACGUUAGAGAACAUAGAUCGAUUAACGGUACACGUCAUUACGUCACCCCGUCCCUCCAGAAUUUCACGCAUCGACGUACAGUUGGUCUUCGUUAUGGGACCGUAUACAGUUUUGGGUGUUUUUAUUUUUAAUUUUACGAACGCUUCGAGUGCGGUUAAUUAUUAGUCGUGCUGUACGUGCAAACAGACGACUGAUUGAAGACGUGGGCCGCGUCCCAAACCGUGUACUUACCUACUAUAUAGCAGCUGAAAUAUGUGUAUUCGCCUUCUACACAGCAGGUGAGUACGCGGUUUGGGAUGCAGCCGUGCUCUCUUUUUUGGCGUCAAGCGGUCGAGCGCUGCCGUGUAUGAACGUGUCCUGUCGCACAAUGCGGUGGAAACUCUCACACGACGUUAACAGUGUGAUUAAGGUGUGUACACGUCUGUAACGCACGUCCAUAACGCGACUAAAACAGGAACACUCCACACGUCUUAAUUCCAUCCGUGUUUACUCCGAGUGUGACUUUAAUCGGAUUAAGGUCGUCAAUAAUCUCUGUUUACAUGCUAGUUUCUUAAUCAGAGUAUCGUCUCAAUCGGGUUCAUAUCGGAGUAUCGUUGUCCAUGUAAAUGUUUAAAAUACGCGACUAAAUAAUGCGAAACAGUAAAAACGGGAUUAUACACUGGAUUCCCUCGACAAAUUUUAUGAAAAUUUCUCACAAUGGAAGUCUAUGGACAGUUGUUGAAUUCUGUCGAAAAACGUUUUAAAAUUCACAACUAAAUAAAUGCUUUCAAAUAGCUGACUAAAUAAUGCGACGUUACACCUGCUACGCUAAAUUGGAUAAAAAAAAAUAAAAAAAACUCACUUUUAUUGGAAGUCAUUGAUUUCUGCCAAUUUAAAUAAAAUAAUAAAAAUACUAAAUAAGGCAAAAUGUUGAGUUACACCACAUUUCAUUUACACGUUUUAUAAAACUCACUUAUAAAAGAAGUCAACGGACAGUCAACGAAUUCCGUCCAUAAUGCUUUCAAAAUCGACAACUAAAUAAGGCGAAAUUAGAAGUUAUACUAGCUUCCAAUGACCAGAAACUCUCUUAUAAUGGAAGUCGAAGGGCAGUCGUUGAAUUAUGUCAAAAUUCAUGACUAAAUAAUGCAAAAAUUUACUGUUACACUGGAGUCUAAGGGCAGUUGUCGAAUCGCGUCGAUAAAAUUUUGAAAUACACAAGUAAAUAACACAAAAUGAUGAGUUGCGCUAGAUUCAUCCUGCAGUGAAAAUUAAAAAGCUUGUUUAAUUUACUUAAUUCGUGAUUGAAUCGAGAUACAUUAACCUUUUUUUUUUUUUUUUCAUACAUCCAACAUGAUUUGAUCAGGUAUGUUCAAUGGCCUGAUUAAAAUCCAACUCCACGCCCUCACAUGAGCUGAGGAUCGAACCCAGGUUGCUGGCAUUCUGCAACCGCGACGUUACCGUGGUGAUAUCCCAUCGCACACGUUUUAACGAAGUUAAUUCAAAUACUAUAGUUACAGUACACGUCAGUUCCGACAUCCCCGAAAGAUUUCAUAUUUUUUAUGUUAAUAUUUUAUGCGAAUACUACGUGAACUGAUCACGCUCACUUUACACAAUUCAAUCUAAUUAGCUAGAAAAGUUGUUGAAAUUUAGUUUAGCAUGCGCCAUGAAAUCGCAUUUUGAUGAGAAACGUGAUCUUUUUCCUUAAAUCUAAUCUAAUCUAAUAGAACUCUAAGGGCGGUCGUUGAAUCUUGUCAAUAAAAGUUUAAAAUACACGAAUAAAUUACGUAACAGAUAACGUGUUAAACCGGGUUUCAUUACAAGAAUCUGUUUUACAAAUCUAAGAGCAGUUGUCGGUGUAUGAAUUUAUUUUUCCAAAAUAUUUUUUCUGCGAUUUGUAAAUAAAACGCGUAAAAUCUAUAGAGUUUGUCUUUUCGGAGACAUUUUUAAAUAGAAGAAUAUACGGUUAUGAUGAAAAAAAGUUACCCGUGUGGUCCUAAUGGAGCAUGAACCACAAAACAAGCGGAUUUGUUUCUGUAUAGUUCCAGUGUUGGACAAAACUUUAUAAGAACAGCUUUCUCUCAUCUCGUCUGUCUCGUCUAAACACUAACCGGAGAAAAUUUGAAUUGGCAUUGAUUACGAUCAGGUUUAUCAACAGAAAUUCCCUUUAGACUUCCAUUAUAAACGAGUUCAGGGUUCACAGACUUUCAGCUCAUUUCUCAGACAACUGAACUUCCUGUGUGUGGCGAUCUUACAUGGCGUAAAGAUGUGAUGUAUGGAGAUUAGGUCGAAAAACACGGGAGUAUUCCUUUAAGUAGUCACUGAUCUCACACACUGAUCGACAUGUACAGAAAAAUAAAUGCCUAGACAUUGCCUACUGAAUAUGUCCAGAAUUAUAGGAGGGGGGGAAAGAAACGUUGAUGAAAAUAAUGCUGAAAUGACUCAAAUGGUACAAUGUUAGCCAUGAGAUCAACUCUUAUGUGAUGCGUUAUAUAUAUAUAUAUAUAUAUAUAUAUAUAUAUAU